UUACAUCCAAAGAGGAAAAUAAAGACGCAGAGCACGAUACCUAAUCUUUAUGUAUUUGGGUUUUGAGCUUCGGUAAGGUUCACCACGACGAUGGAUUCAUCCGAUCCGUAUUACCUAUGAUCGAAUGUAAAAAUUCCAUUAAUCAGGAAGCAAGUUAAAAGUCUAAAAAUGAGUUCUACAAGUGAGAAUGUAGACGACAGGCUUAGCAUGUUGCCCGAAGAGAUUCUUUCACAUAUACUCUCUCUAAUGCCUAUGAAAUUUGCUGUUCAAACUAGCAUUUUAUCGAAAAGAUGGAGGUACAUUUGGAUGUUUGUCACGAAUCUUGACUUUGGAGAAAUUCGGAGCAUGGAUAGUCUACAUAGCUUGACUAUAAUUGUUGAUCGGGCACUGAGGUUUUGUACACCAUCCCAAGUUAAAUUAUUUCGAUUACACUUUCCUUUAAUAUGUGCUCGAGUGUCAAGUGUUUCAAAUUGGAUUGAUGAGUUAGUCAGGUUAAAGAUUAGCGAGCUUGACUUACGGGUUCACCAGCUUCAGCUGCCUCCAACCAUGUUCACUUGCAAGACUCUUACAAAAUUAAGAUUAGAACCUAGUGGCUAUGAUGGUCAGAACGUUUGGGAGUUUAAGUGUCCGGUCAAUCUUCCUUGUCUUAAAACUCUUGACAUGUUUGUUUUUUCUUAUCCGUCUCUCAAUGCAUUUAAACUCAUCAGUGGUUCUCCAAUGCUUGAAAGCUUAUCUCUAGAUGUAAGAGUGCGCGCAGAGGAUGAAGAAGAUUACGUAUUCAAUAUUCCAACUUUGAAACGAUUGACAUUUACAUCGUUCAAAUGUGGAUCAUGGACCCACAAAGUUGUUUUACACCUCCCUAAUCUUGAAUACCUAUGUGUUGAAGAAUUGUGCUCGCUUUUUGUAAUGGAAGACGUGUCGUCUCUGGUUGAGGCAUCUGUUUCAUUAAGAUGCAUGCCAGAUGAUCAUAAUCAUAUAUGGGAUGAGCUUCUAAAGGGAUUAACUGGAGUUAAAUCACUCUCGGUUAAAAAUCUAAGUUGUCUUACUGAGUUCAACUCGUUCACUUCAUCUCCGCCCAUCUUUCCCAUUAUGAAACAUUUGGUGUUGGGUGACAUAGGGCAUUAUGGACAAGUCCUUCAAUAUCUUGAAAGUUCUCCUGAGUUGGAACAAUUGUGCAUUAAAGUUUACCCGUCGCAACAGAAGCCUGAAGAAUAUAUUUGGGUUGAUCCGGAGUUGGUUCCGGCUUGCGUGACCACAAACCUUACAACCAUCAAAAUUUCAAUUUGCAAGUGGUGGAAAUGUGACAUACCGUUCCUAAAAUAUAUGAUCGGGAAUGCAAAGGCGUUGAAGACGAUAGAUAUCACUUGGAAAAAGAUGAGCAUCGAAAAAGAAAAGCUGGUGUGCGCAGAGAUGGUUAAGCUUCUUCCUAAAGCUUCCAGGUAUUGCGAGAUCCAUUUUCAUGAAAACUGAUCUCGUUCUACAAUUAUACAAUGAACAUAUUGAUAUGUAUUAUUAUGCAAUGUGCCUGGACUUGGUCUUCUCUUUUAGAACUAUAAACUGUCUAUGUUGAGUUAAGACUGGUGAUUUGAUGGUUUUAUCAUACUUUCUGUUUCUUGUUA
Helianthus annuus (common sunflower) is the source of this 1619-nucleotide messenger RNA. RefSeq names its product F-box/LRR-repeat protein At4g14103. The coding region runs from base 169 to 1470 and encodes 433 amino acids. Gene Ontology annotation, molecular function: protein binding. The record is from RefSeq and is a predicted model, not a curated record. The transcript is spliced from 4 exons. NCBI's taxonomy places the organism in Eukaryota, Viridiplantae, Streptophyta, Magnoliopsida, Asterales, Asteraceae.